Penicillium egyptiacum is the source of this 960-nucleotide messenger RNA. The record is from the annotation of a GenBank genome assembly. NCBI's taxonomy places the organism in Eukaryota, Fungi, Ascomycota, Eurotiomycetes, Eurotiales, Aspergillaceae.
AUGGAGGCACUGAUGUAUUGCUACAUGCCUGGAGUUUCAAAUUUCGGCCGGCCCCUAAGGCACGAAGGCUGCAAGAGGCUUCCCUACUACUGCUCCGCCUAUUGCAGCUUCUACGCGACGCUUGCCAUUGCUGCCACCUUGCAAUUUACUAGUGUGUUCCCUUUGUACACACUGAUUGACGAAUUUGGACCUAUCAUGAGUGUCUCUAUUCUGUCCGGCUUCCUGAACAGCUUCAUCGUCUACAUCCAAGCUAUAAUACGCGGACGGACCCACAGGCUGUCGGGUUCUCCCAUCUAUGAUUUCUUCAUGGGUGCUGAACUGAAUCCGCGGAUUGGAAUUUUGGACUUCAAGAUGUUCUACGAGGUCAGAAUCCCGUGGUUUAUUCUGUUCCUUAUCACCUGCUCCGUGGCGGCUCGCCAGUACGAAACAUAUGGCUAUGUCUCAGCCGAGGUAGUCUUCCUGGCUGGAGCGCACUACCUAUACACCAAUGCUUGUGCCAAAGCUAAACAGAUGAUCAUUACAAGCUGUGCGAAUGGCCAGAAGAACGCUUUCCGCCACAAGGAAAAGGGCCAGCUUAUCAAGCGGAAGACGUUCCCUCAAGUGCCGUGGCAGGCUAUCGAGAACCCCAAGACAAUUCAAACAGACACAGGCGAUCAUAUUAUGGUCGAUGGCUGGUUUGCAAUCAUUCGAAAACCAAACUAUGUGCCUGACAUGUUCUUUUCUAUGUCAUGGGGCCUGAUUACCGGUUUCAAGAGCCCAUUCCCUUGGUUUUAUUUCAUUUUCUUCAUGGUAAUGAUCAUCCACCGCACGAACAGGGAUAUCAACCGAUGCCGAAGAAAGUACGGUGAGGCCUGGAAGCGCUAUGAGAGAGAAGUUCCCUAUUUGUUCAUCCCUGUAAGUUUCAAAAUAGCGACCAGAAAUGGUGGAACAUUGCUGACAAAUUUGGAGUAUGUGAUCUAG